This is a messenger RNA of Cottoperca gobio, 2479 nucleotides long. RefSeq names its product transmembrane protein 198-like. Gene Ontology annotation, cellular component: plasma membrane. The record is from RefSeq and is a predicted model, not a curated record. NCBI's taxonomy places the organism in Eukaryota, Metazoa, Chordata, Actinopteri, Perciformes, Bovichtidae. The coding region runs from base 605 to 1630 and encodes 341 amino acids. The transcript has 5 exons.
GACGCUGGAUGGAGAUAGAGAGGGGGAUUGCCUCGGAGGGGAAACUUUUCCCCCCUUUGUUUUUUUAAGUGCCGUUUACUUCAGCGGAGAGGAAAGGAGAGGGGAGGUGUGUGAGGGAGGAUAGUUCAGAUUUUCCAGAGAGGAGGUUCACUUGGAGUAGUUUGGUGUGGAGUCACAGACGGGAACUUCAACGGUUAAUUCAGACACAAACGUGUGUGACUGGCUGAGGCUCCGCGGAGAAUGGAAACUAGCUAACCCCCCUCACAUCUGUAGUCACAGCUAGGUUCGCGUUUGAAAACAUUUAAAUGAGGCAGCGAUUUGAACAAAAUGAUGCCGUUGUUGUCGGUUUUGCGCAGUCUGUGAGUUUAAAAAGAGUCUACGGAGAAGUUGGGAGAAAACCGGUUUUCCCUGGUACCCUACCGCCGCUUUUGUGUUAGUGAAUGGUGGGGUGUUUUUCCUGUUUGACAGGGCCAAUUGUCAAGGAGAAGUUACAACUGCCAAACACACCGGCUCAUUGUCACGAGACCUGCUCAGAUGGACUUGAGAUAACAGCACCAGAAGUUCCACCUUUGUCCCAAUCUCCAGCCUCCCGCAUUCGCCCAGAAUGGCAGAUCCCACCGGGCUGAGCUCCGAAGGGGCCGCAGGCACGGCUGAGGUCGACGUCUGCAGUUUGGAGAUAGAGAGGAAUUAUGAUGUCAUCCCUGCCGUCAUCUGCUCCAUGUGUUGCCUGUUUGGCAUCAUCUACUGCUUCUUCGGUUACCGCUGUUUCAAGGCUGUCAUGUUCCUGUCUGGUCUGAUGUUUGGCUCCGUCAUCAUUUUCUUGCUGUGCCACAAGGAGCAUGUGCUGGACACCCAGCUGAGCGUGGAGGCCAGCGCAGGUAUCGGCCUCGGUAUCGGCCUGCUGUGCGGUCUGGUCACUAUGCUGGUGCGAAGCGUCGGCCUCUUCAUGACCGGCCUGCUGCUGGGGCUCCUCCUGGCUGUCGCCGCCCUGCUGGUCACUCACCAGUUCUACCCUCCCACUUCAGUCUGGGUCCCACUGGGUACACUUCUAGGGACGGGCAUGCUGUUUGCUGUGCUGGCACUGCAGUGGCAAAAGCUCUUCACCAUGCUCUCCACGGCUGUGUUUGGGGCAGCUAUCAUGACAGUGUGCGCUGAUUACUUUGUGGAGAUGCUGGUGUUGGCUACGCAUGUGUACGAAUGCUUGCGCCUCACAACCGGGCCACCUCUCUGCUGGUACAGCUGGGUCAUUCUGGGCAUCUGGCCCGCCCUCAGCCUCAUAGGAGUACUGGUUCAGUGGAAACUGACGGAUGACAGCUUCUCGCACACUGAGGUCGUUAUCAGUCGGAGACAGAAGAGAGUCCAGCUGAUGCGGAUUCGAGAGAAGGACGCCAAGAAGCGACAGCAGGCAGGUGGGCAGGAAGGCACUUACCGCCGUAAACCCACCCCAGUGAAACGUUACGCUGGGGAUCUACUGGCACCGAGCUACCUGCAAAGUCUGCGGGACAGACAGAUGGGCACAGGCACUUCCCUUAGCAGCCUGGGCACUGCCAACCACACCAUGAUCGACUUGGACUACGACACCGGGUCCACUGCGCCCCUCACAGCUACAACCCCAGUCGUCAGGGUCUGAGCGAAACAGACAUAAGAAGGGACUACUUUGUGCUCUCUGGUCCUCCAACUGUGUUUUCCUAACGUAGAGCAGAACCAACAAACGGCUCCUCUCGUGCUCUUACAUUGAUGUGGAGUGAGGAUGUCUGUCAGUCCUGGGUGUUUGGUGAAAGAGAAUGCUGCUUUUUGGGGAGAAGUAAGAGAUACCACCUGUUUGGUGAAAGCUAUAAUAUAACCACUGUGUUUCUCAGAGAAACACUUAAAAACAGAUACUAACAAAGUAAGGUCUUCCAUUUCCUCUUAUAAUGUAUUAAAUACAUAAACAGCAAGUACGAGCCUCAGAUGUAUUUCUGUUUUGAUAGUGAACAUGACAAAACAAUUUGUGUGACAUUACAUGUACUGUACUUAAAAUGUUAGUCAUUGCCAUGAAGUGUUGUGUUAUUACAUGUCUUACCUGUCUAACUGUGUGAAAGUGUAUCAUUUUAAUAACUGUGUAUAUUUUUAGAUGGAGUUUUGUGAGAGAUUAAAAUAUGACAUGGAGAUGAUACAUGGAGUGUGACAAAGUGAAGCAAAAACUAAAUGGUGAAAAUAAAAAACUGUUUCUAUUUCCUGUCAGAAUACAGUAGGUGAAGAAUUUAGACUGUUGUGUAUGCAUGUGGAGUAAACGUUUUACAAUUUAAUUUAUAUAAUGACAGUACAUGGUAGGGUUGAAAAAAGGACAAAAAACAAAGCAUGUUUGUUGUUAAUUUGUAGAUUUUUAAAUAAUCAUCCAUUGUGUUUGAAUUUUGCAGGGACAAUGCACUUGUUACCUGAAUCUGUACAUACCUGUUGAUAGACAUUUCGAAGAUAAAUAAAUGUGUUUGAUACAAAA